GUCUUAUUUACUGGCUAUCAGAUUCCCCUUCAAAGGUCAAGGCAGAGUUUAAGGCACAGCGGGUGAAGGGCACGCUGGCAUCUUAGGGACAACUAGGAAUUUGGCUUUGUGACUGACCUGGCGAUUAAUGUUGUGUACUUGGACCUGGAGUGGAUGUUAACCUCGCCUCUCGGGGAAGUGCGUGCCCCACGCCCGGGACAGUGUCUGGUGGGACCUGCAUGUUGGGUGAGGAGAGGUCUCCGAGGCCUGUGGUUGAUGACAGACUGGCCUUGGCCCGUGCUGGUGUAGUUUAAUACUGGCCCUCAGCAUGGCGAGGGAGAAGGAGGGGCCCCUGGGCAGGAAGCCAGCAAGAGUAGGGGCAGCCUUGAACUGGCUGGGAGCUGGGAAAUCCCUGGAAGCCUGAUUUCCUCCUGUAGGUGCCAUGAGGGUCCCUGAGGCAGAGGGCAGCCUCCCUGGCCUGUCCUUCCCAGGUCCUCUAGGAUUCUGGCCUCCUUUCUGGGUCUCAGGCGGCCGGACCUGCUGGUGGAGGCUCACGCUUGACUCAUUUGUACGAGUGGUGCCUGGACUUAAGAGUGAGAACUGUUUUCCCCUGAAUGUGGGCCACUGGCCCACGCACCCCAGGACACGUGUCUGGGGUGGAACUACUCCUGAGCAGGUGGGGGGUGGGCGGGUGUGUGAGGUUGCACCUGACUCAGCUCAGAACAGCUCCUCCCCCUGCUUGGCCGCAGGCCCAUGCUGGUAUUUUAGGGGGUGUUACGGAGCCACAGAGUCAUCUGGCGCGGGCGGAAGCCUCUGUCCCGCCCUGCCUGCCAUCAGGAGACAGCUCCCCUAUAAAAGGGCUGACAGCUCAGCUCUCCUCACUGGGGGAGCGGAGAGCGGGGGGACCAUGGACGUCAUCAGUGUCCAGCAGUUGGUAAGUGGAGAAAGAGAAGAAAGGAAAGUGUUAGGACGUGGACAUGAAGCUCCUGAACCUGGAGGCUGGCCGAGUGACUGGAGGCGGGGACCUCAGGAGGCCGUGGCCCGGGAGAGGUGGAAAGUGGAAGAAGAGAAGAGGAGGAGACUUGAGAGAUUUGCCAGUUCCAGAUUUCAUCUGGACAGUCUGGCUGACUUGGAAAACUUGGUUCAAAGAAGAAGAGAAAAACGACUGAAACGCGGAGUCCCCCCCAGGGCACCUGAGCCCGUGGUUAAGCUACAGCCCCAGCCCCAGGCCCAGCUGGAGCCCGUGGGCCUGGACACGUUCCUGAAGGCAGCUGCUGAGAACCAGGAGGCCCUGAUUGACAAGUACCUGGCAGACGGAGGGGACCCCAGUGCCCAUGACAAGCUCCGCCGCACAGCCUUGCACUGGGCCUGUCUGAAAGGUCACAGCCAGCUUGUGAACAAGCUGCUGGAGGCGGGGGCCACUGUGGACGCUCGUGACUUGCUGGACAGGACACCUGUGUUCUGGGCCUGCCGUGGAGGCCACCUGGACAUCCUAAAGCAGCUGCUUAACCAGGGAGCCCAGGUCAACGCCCGGGACAAGAUCUGGAGCACUCCCUUGCACGUGGCCGUGCGCACGGGGCACUGUGAGUGCCUGGAGCACCUCAUCGCAUGUGGGGCCCACAUGGACGCACAGGACAAGGAAGGGGACACAGCUCUGCACGAGGCUGUGCGGCACGGCCACUACAGAGCCAUGAAGGUGCUGCUGCUGUACGGAGCCCAGCUGGACGUGCGGAACCGGGCUUCCGUCACCCCAGUGCAGCUGGCACGAGACUGGCAGCGAGGCAUCCAGGAGGCUCUGCAGGCCCACGUGGGGCAUCCUCGCACCCGAUGACAGCAGCCCUGCAGGGCCACUCAGCCACCAUUCCGUCCCCUGGUCCCCCUGUCCCCAUCCUCACGCCUGUAGUUCUGACCUGUCCCUAUUGCUCCCAAGCGGCCCUGUCAGGACUAGGGAGCAGCUCGGACUCCCAGCCCCAGCCUGGCUCCCAGUCUCAGGGACGACCGCUCCCUGCGAGGGUGCCAGUGAGGGAGGCUGCCACAGAGACCCGUGGUGGGGAGGGCGGCAGGGUGGGUGCCGAUGAGGCGCCGCCGCCGUGCCUGGGAGCCCAGGCUGCAGCACAGGCGGAGUCCUAAGCCUCCGUCCCCAUGGGCGUUUCCUGUCGGGUGGUGGCUCAGCUGCCAUCCAGGCCACAGGUGCCAGGCAUCCUGCAGCUGGCCGACGCCUGGGGUGGGGGUUUCUCACGGACUCCAUUCCUAUCAGCAGCAACCCUGAUGGCGUCUGGGGCGGCCCCCGGCAACUUCAGUCUUGGGGACUCUGGUGUUGGGGCUGGAGGGCUGCUCAGCAGGUCUGAGGCCCACCACCCGCUGGUUGCCUCAGAAGCCCUAAGGCUGAGGAGCUGGAGCUCGUACCUUAGGGAACCCUGUGCCCACUGUCUGAAGGCUUCGGUCAGGCCUGCCCGCCCGCCACUCCAGCUGACUAGCUGGUGGCUCUCCUUGUGGGGUAAAGUGCCUGGAUGCAGGGGGUUGCUUGUGGCCCACUCAGCUUUUGGGGAGGUGGCCCGUGACCCUAUUUUUCCUCAGGCACUAACGCCGCCCUGGCACUGGAGCGUGAGCUCCCGCCUGGACCCCGCAGCUGGUCUGCGCUAUCCUACCUCCAAGGUGGGACACCAAGCUCCGCCCGCAGGGCAGGCAAAGGAACACUUGCUCCCACCCCCAGCUGCUAAUUGGGGAUCUGUGUAGGACCCGGCUCCACACGGGCUCUCCUAACGGAUCCGUCCACUGUGCUUCAAAUUGUGCUGGUGUAGAUGUGCUCUGGCAGGGCUGGGUCCUUACAUGCCAGAGAGUGAAUCUUAAAGAAUUUGGCUCUAAACAGCCGCAGGAUGAGGGAGGGCUCCAUGAUGGUUUAGUCUUCCUCUCCUACUAAGGCACCUGGGCUGCCAUCCGUCUGCAGCAGUUACUAGUCUAACAUCGGUGGCCUCAGAACUUACUGUGUGAAAAAGCUGGCUAGAGCCCCACAGCUUCCCUUCCCUUGGGCAGCCCCUGCCCUGUGGGGACACAGCCAGCGUUUACCCAGACGCGGGGCUCCUAGGAGAAGCAGGUACUCUAGUCCAUGGAGAAGAUGACUCCCCAUCUAGAAAGUGGGGACAUUUACGUGACUGACAAAAAUACCUUUUUAUACAUAUCGAUAUUUUGUGUUCAUUAAAACUGGUUGGUUAUCCAUCAUA
Molecule: messenger RNA, 3200 nt
Organism: Rhinolophus ferrumequinum (greater horseshoe bat)
Lineage: Eukaryota; Metazoa; Chordata; Mammalia; Chiroptera; Rhinolophidae
Gene: ANKRD23
Product: ankyrin repeat domain 23
Exons: 9
Coding region: 422-1810 (462 amino acids)
Molecular function (GO): protein binding
Source: RefSeq, a predicted model, not a curated record